Mizuhopecten yessoensis (Yesso scallop) is the source of this 1565-nucleotide messenger RNA. RefSeq names its product inactive pancreatic lipase-related protein 1-like. Gene Ontology annotation, molecular function: protein binding; lipase activity; carboxylic ester hydrolase activity. The coding region runs from base 165 to 1565 and encodes 466 amino acids. The record is from RefSeq and is a predicted model, not a curated record. NCBI's taxonomy places the organism in Eukaryota, Metazoa, Mollusca, Bivalvia, Pectinida, Pectinidae. The transcript is spliced from 8 exons. Gene Ontology annotation, biological process: lipid metabolic process.
CGACAACAUCAUGAUUUUACAUUCUGUGAAAGAAUUUCGUUCGCGACAGGUGUAUUUGACACAUGCCCAAAAAUAGACGUCUCUGAAGCGUAAGCUGAUAAUUAUUUGCCAUAAUCCCGUCGGUCUGUACUAGUGUUCCACUGUCCAGAGUGCAACUAACAGCUAUGUUGACGUUUGUGCUUGUCUGCUUGGUCGUGUCUGCGGCUGGACAAAAGGAUCAGAGACGGAACACGGAAUGUUUACCGGAAUUUGGCUGUUUCAAUUCACAUGGACUCGUUCCCGUCCCUCAAGAUCCGAGCCAGGUAAACACGCACAUGAAAAUAUUCACACGCGCACACGCGCACAACCCGACUGUAAACUUUGAUUUGGACCACUAUUCCAGCCAAGUUGGGCACUUCGCAUCGUUGUUUGACUCGUCCAAGGACACCAAAGUCGUCAUUCAUGGCUACCUCAACUCCGGAUCAGAUGCUUGGGUGGUCCAGAUGACUGACGAACUGUUGAAGAAGGGUGAUUUUAACGUGAUCGUGGUAGAUUGGCAGGGCGGAAGCAAACAGGCGUACGGUCACGCUGUGGGAAAUACCUACCUAGUCGGGGCGGAAGUUGCAAAGACGCUGACGUAUCUCCAUGACAACAGAUCACUCGAUUACAGCAGAGUCCACAUCAUUGGCCACAGCCUUGGGGCUCAAAUUGCUGGACACAUCGGCUAUCGGGUCAAGGGCAUCGGCCGUAUCUCCGCACUGGACCCAGCAGAGCCGGACUUCCGGGGCCAGCCCACAGACCAAAGACUUGACCAAUCGGACGCGACUUUUGUCGACGUCAUUCACACAGAUGGAUCAGUUUUCAUUGGAGUUUCGGGUUACGGUUUGAAGGACCCUGUCGGCCAUGUGGACUUCUACCCUAACGGAGGGCAGCAUCAGCCCGGAUGUGCUGAGCUACCCCUUGUCAGCGCCAUCGGCAGCAUUCUGCACGGUUCUGUUGGAGGCGCUGCUGGCACAAUUUCGUGCAGUCACUCCCGAGCCACACAGCUGUUCAUCGAAUCCAUUAACUCGCCGUGUAAAUUUUACGCCCACACGUGCUCGUCUUCGUCACAGUUCGAUAAUGGCGCCUGUAUGGGCUGUCCUUCUGAUGGAUGUCCAGUCAUGGGGUACGAGGCUGACCAAACUAGCCACAGAGGGUCCUUCUACCUGAGUACAGCCGGGUCCACGCCCUAUUGUGCACACGAGUAUUAUGUGGAGAUUCACGUGUCGCAUUUCUCUGGUGUGUCAUACGGAGAACUGUUUGUCACACUCGUGGGCGACCACGGCAGGUCCGAGGAAAUCAAGUUUUCUCCCCGUAACGAGUACUUCCGUAGUGGUAUGGUAGAGAAGCACGUCAUCGCCACAAACACAGAUAUAGGGCAAGUGACGUCACUGCGCGUGAGGUAUGACGAACCUAAACCUCAUAUUCAUCAUACAACGCAUACUAUUAAACUACACAGCAUCGUGGUCGAGUCGACGGAGAAUUCUAACCAGGUGAAGUUCUGUGGACACGAGUACGGGAUACACUCUUGCAAAAUUUAUUUAUGA